CACUUCACCAAAGUUGGAUUUUCUGAACAAAGUAAUUCAAAGGCAAGCUGUGAAAAAAAUGGAACGGAAACUUAACCAGUCAUCUAAGACAAAAAGGAAAUGAUACCACUCGUGCCUUUUUAUUUUCAGAUUGGCUUCUGACCAGACAGGAUGAGAGCUUCUGAUGGUCUCCUGUUUCUCUUGUGCGUUUGGCUUAAAGAAACUGAAGCCUCAUCCUGGACAUCUGAGGUACCAUCCCAAAUUAAAGGUCUCCUGGGGUCAUGUGUGGUGAUCCCAUGCACCUAUGAUUACCCAGAUCCAAAAAAGAAAAUCAGCGUGUUCAGAGGGCUUUGGAUGAACACCAAUAAUAAGUUUAUCAAUCACCCCGAAGCGUCAGAAAUGCUGCAGGAAUAUCGGAGUCGGACUCAGCUGGUGGGAGAUGUCACGCAGAAGAAUUGUUCCCUGAAGAUCGAUGUUCUCAGUCAGCAAGACGUGGGACCUUUUUUCUUCAGGAUUGAAAUGGAAGGCUAUGACAAAUAUUCUUAUGCAAAAAAUGCAGUCACAAUUUCAGCGACAAGUGAACCAGACCCCGUUAGCAUUUCAGUGAAAGGGGAUCUGAAGGAGGGUCAGACUGUGUCUGCUUCCUGCUCUGUGUCUCACUCUUGCCCCAGCAAUCCUCCAGCCUUCACCUGGAGUCACCCUGGAAAAGAGAGCUUUCAGGAGCAGCAGCUCGAUCAUGGUCAGUGGAACGCAACGUCUGUUCUGGAGCUGCUUUUGAGCCGCAAUGACCACAACAACCAUGUAAACUGUACUGUCAGCUUCCACGGAGGCAAGAAGCAGGAGGUAUCCAAGUUCCUCAGAGUAAGAUAUCCCCCCGUAAAGGCCAUGGUGGAUUAUAACCCGGACAUAAAGGAGGGAGACACUGCCAAACUCAUCUGCUCCAGUGAUGCUCACCCCCCCGUCAGCAGAUAUGAAUGGCAUGACGUAAAUGGUGGGGAGGUGUUUCAGGGGAAUCUGUUUGUGGUGACUAAUGUCUCCAGACACAUGGGAGCGUUUUACUGCAUGGCUAUCAAUGACGAAGGGCAAGUCAAGUCCAAACUUGUGCAGUUGAAUGUGUUAUAUGCCCCUGAAAUUAAGAACAAGUCUGCAUGCUUCUUAGUGGACAACUUGAUCAAAUGUAAUUGCAAGGUGGACUCCAAGCCUCCCAGCACUGUCUUUUUUAAUCUGAGUAACAAAUUUCUGCAAGCCACCAGAGGAGAGGAACCGGAUGACUUUUUCAUCCAGGCUCCGGUGGCCGACUUUUCAUCCUCUGAAUCUGUGAGCUGUUGGGCAAAUAACACACAGGGGAGUGCAACCCUCACGCUGUCUAUUCCUUCUGAUGACAAGAUGAUGCUCAUUUUCAUCUUCUCUGGAGCAGCUGGGAUUGUGGUGAUACUUUUAGUAAUUGUGGUAGUUGUUAUAAAAUGCAGGUUGAGAUCUGCAGACAACAUUCACACUGCGAGCCUGGCAGAUCGAGCCCUGGAGCUGCCAGAAUGUUACAGCACUAAAAGUAUUGGGAAAGUUCACGAGUCACCUCUCUCUGCAAUCUAUGCCAAUGAUUCGUCAUUUAUGUACAAUGAGAAUGAUGAGGAUGAAGCAAUUUAUGCAAACGUAUGACCAGUGGAAGGACAACAGUUUCCAGCUCAGUCAAGCAGGCUGUGAUGAAUUCAAAUAUUGUAUACACAAAAAGAGAAACAUAACUAACUAACUAAGCUUCAGCUCAAUAAUGCUGUAAUAUCAUUAAGAACUGUUUAUUAUUCAGACCCUACAGGAUUUCGCAGCAGAUUUUUAUGAUUGUUGCAUCUUAAAAUCCCUGAUGUUGCGGUGGCUUUUGUGAAAAGUUGCGACAAAAGUUGCAAUGUUUGUUUUUAUAUAGAUAUAUUUGAAAAGCUCCUAAAAAUGUCAAUUAUGAAAUAAAAUUCACAUUUUCAUAU
Molecule: messenger RNA, 1952 nt
Organism: Oryzias melastigma (Indian medaka)
Lineage: Eukaryota; Metazoa; Chordata; Actinopteri; Beloniformes; Adrianichthyidae
Product: sialic acid-binding Ig-like lectin 13
Exons: 9
Coding region: 151-1635 (494 amino acids)
Source: RefSeq, a predicted model, not a curated record